CUUAACCGGAAAAGACCGAGGCAAGGGUGCAUUGCAUGGCGGGAGACGGUCCUCUAAAGAAGCCCCUCCUCCUCCGGAAGCCGGGUAGCGCCGGCGCAAACCGUUCUUCUGGAGGCGCGGACGCUUCUUUUGUGGUGACUUCGCUUAGGCCGCUGUGCCGUACAACCGGUAGAGGCUCUGUUUCCCUGAAACUUUAGAGUCUCAGGCCAUUUGAGGCAUUUGAGGCCAUUUGAGGCGAAAUGGUUCCGGACGAGAGAGGAUCAGGCGGUGGCAAUACAGGGGCCGCCGCCAUCUCAGGCUGCCCGUAGGGAAAAAGCCUGAGGGGCCCUCGCAGUCGUUGGAGCCUGCGCUUUCUUCCUUUGCUGGGCCCUGCCUACUGCGAAGAUGAGUUCGGCCUGGGUCCCUUCUUUCGAGAAGGAGCAUCUCUGGAUGUAUCUGCAGGCGCUCGGCUUCGAGCCGGGCUCGGCGACCGUAGCCGGUGGAAAGAUCGUGUCGCACACGCACCUCGGAGUGAACAUGUUUGACAAGUUGAACCGUGAUGCCUUUCAGAUAGUUUCUUAUUUUUUGUUUCAAACGCUUGACCAGUCUCUCACUAAAGAAGUUUUCAAACUUUGUUGGCCUCCAUUUGACCAAAAAAGUGAUACUGAAUUCCGAAAACAUUGCUGUGAAUGGUUAAAAAAGAUUUCUGCUGAAUGUGGAAGUAGCUUCCCUCAAGUUGUUGGUUCACUAUUUCUUUCUCCUGGUGGUCCUAAGUUUAUUCAUCUGAUGUAUCACUUUGCAAGAUUUGUUGCAAUAAAUUAUAUAAAAACCCAUUCUAAAAAUUCUUCUGUACAUUUUACAGAGACAUUUAACAUAAAGCCACAAGAUUUGCACAAGUGCAUUGCCAGAUGCCACGUAGCACGUAACAGAUUUUUACAAAUUUUGCAAAGAGAAGAUUAUGUUACCCGAAAAUACCAGGAAAAUGCACAAUUAUCAGUUAAACAAAUACAGAAUUUGAGAUCAGAAUGUAUAGGACAGCAAAACGAGAUAAAAAAAAUGGAACCCUAUGAUGACCAAAGUAAUAUACAAGAGAAAAUUCAAAAGGUUCGGUCUUUGUGGACUUCAGUGAAUGAAACACUCAUGGUUUUGGAAAAAGAGAGAGAAGUUGUUAGUUCAGUCCUUAGUGUUGUUAACCAGUAUACUUUAGAUGGAACUAAUGUUGCUAUCAAUAUUCCAAGGCUCUUACUUGACAAAAUUGAGAAACAAAUGUGUCAGUUGCACAUAGGAAAUGUUUAUGAGGCUGGAAAAUUGAAUCUCUUAACAGUUAUUCAGUUAUUAAAUGAAGUCUUGAAAGUAAUGAAAUAUGAACAUUGUCAGGCUAACCAAGCAAGACUGACAAUAGACCUUCACUUCCUUGAAAAAGAGACCAAAGUUCAGAGAGAAAGAUUGUCAGAUCUGAAGCAUAUGAGGUAUAAAAUAAAAGAAGAUGUCUCAACUAUAAAACAUUCUAUUGUUGAAAAACAAGAAGAAUGGCAUAAAAAUUGGAAAGAAUUUCUCGGCCUGUCUCCUUUCAGUCUAAUAAAAGGUUGGACUCCAGCUGUGGAUCUUUUACCACCUAUGUCUCCCCUUUCGUUUGAUCCUGCCUCAGAAGAAGCAUAUGAGAAGAGUAUUCUUUUGCAGUACCCUGCUUCACUUCCAGAUACACGUAAGCAACAUACCCAGGAAGAUGAUUGCAGAAGGGCAAGUGAUAUACUGGAAACUAAAUGUGAUCUAGCCAACAGCCCUGCUUCUUUCCUGUUGCAGCCCAUUUCACCAUCAGAUAGAAACAGUGUUACACUACUUGAAAAGGACACGAAGUUGAUGACUCCUAGAGAGAAAAAUGAAACAGUUCCUAAGAAAACAUCAGAAUUUGAAGCGGAAGACUCUUCAUCAUCAAAUAUUGCAAAGAGUAGUGCAUUUGGAGGGUCUCUGCCAGCUAAAAAAAGUGAUCCAUUCCAAAAAGAGCAAGAUCAUCUGGUAGAAGAGGUUGCAAGGGCAGUUUUAUCUGAUUCACCACAGCCUUCUAAAGGAAAAGAAGUAAUAUUAGAGGAACUAAUUGACUCUCUAGCUUCCAACCCAUUCUUAACAAGGAAUCAAAUUCCCCGAACUCCAGAAAACUUGAUAAGUGAAAUUAGGAGCUCAUGGAGAAAAGCUGUUAAAAUAGAAGAUAACAGAAGUGCAGAACCAAUUCAGAUGGAUACUGAACAUAGAGAAGUAUUGCCAGAAUCCUUACCUGUGGUGCAUAAUCAAAAAGAGCUUAACGUGGACAGUUUUUUCUCAGCAACUACUGUGUCCGAUUCUAGCCAUUCUCAUUUGCCUGAAGAGAAAGUUGUUUCAGAUUGCCUCAAGUGUGUGCUUCAGAAACCUGUGGUAACCAGUUGCAUAGGUGAACCAACAACACAGAAUGUGUCAGAUUUGUUAAAUAAGGACAUAAUUUGUAAGCAAGAUUUGGAAUGUACAGCUUUACAGAACAAGUUUUUAGAAACUAGCCAAAUAGAGACAUCCUCCCCUGCUGUAGGCAAUAGGAGAGAUGUGAUAGGUAGCAGUGAAGAAGAGUAUAUUAAAAUAUCAGACCACUCGAAAGCUUCUUACAAAGAUCUUUCCAUGCAUAAAAGUAUGUUAUGGAACUCUUUUCAGAUAUCAAGUGGAAUUAGUUCCAGUUUUAAAGAUAGUGAUUUUGGCAUAUUACAUGAAACUCUUCCAGAAGAAGUUGGUCACUUAAGUCUUAAUAGCUCCAGUAGUACAGAGGCCAAUUUUAAACUGGAACCAAAUAGCCCUAUGCACAGUGGCAUUUUCCCAGAAGGUGCUGUGGGAGGAAGACAGAAUACUCCAGAAUCAGACUUUAAUUUACAGGCUACUUGGAGUGGAUAUGAGGCUCUGAAGAAAUCUGUGCCCAAGCAAAGGGAAGAAAUUUGCCUCUCUAAUUCUGAAACACUUGAAAGACACAAACCAGAAUUGAGCCUUACUUCCCAAUACAUGCAAACUGAUGAUAUGCUUAACUUUUGGGGCACUCAUGAUAUGCACAUUGACUGUACAAAACCAGCUUCACGCAUGUCCCUUGGUGAAAGAAAACGGUCUCUUUCACCACUAAUUAAGUUUUCUCCAGUGGAACAAAGAUUGAGGACCACAAUACCAUGUAGUCUUGGAGAACGUCUACCUAAUUUAACAGUCAAUUUUGCAGAAGAAGAAAUCUUGAAUAAGAGCCUUGAUGCCAAAGAAUCUCCAUCCGACUUGAAAGAUGAAGUAGUAGCCCAGUCAACUUAACUAUGAUGAACUUAAGUUGAAGCAAUGUCACAGGAUAAAAACAUUUGUAAUUUAAAUACACAUUGGAAGUGUAACUUUUUCAGGGUCUAAAAAAGUCCUAAAUAAUGCUUUUUAGCCUUCUCUACUGAUUUUAAGUAAGGAGAGUAUGUUUGGAUUUUCUCUCUCUGUAUGGAUAUGGGGUUGAAAUGUGAAGUAUUUGGAAAGCAAACAAGUUAUGAGAAGCCAUUUUGGUUUCUUGGAUAAUCUUGUGGGCAUGAAAUGGCAUAGUAUUAGGUUUACUAAUUCAUUAUGUUCUAAUUUCAGUUAAUUAACAUAAGGAUGAGUAGUUUUUAAUGUGUUUUAUUAAGUGGUUAACUUAAUAGCCAUUGGAUAUACUGAUCUUUCUUUUUAGGGAAAUAUACAACUUUUAUUGUUUCUUUUUACAACAUUCUGGUACUAAACAAAAAAAGUGAGGAAAGUAAUGCUUUGGGGUGUAUAAUCAAAAUGACAAAGUUUAAGUUUGGGAAAGCUCUAAAGAGGCUUAAUGAUUAUUCAGGUAGGUUGAUCCUGGAAAAUGAUGUUUGAUGGAAUAAAGUGCAUGUGAUGAUAAUGAAGACUGGAGCAGAAUGAAUUUAGAAAAAAGGAAAAAGGCAGAAGAUGACUAGAUACUUUUGAGGGACAUUAUAAAUCCAUUCAGUGGGUUGUAUAGCAGUUUUAUAUUUAGUCUAAUUUAGACUUUGAGAAUUUAACUCUAGUUUUUUAUUUUAACAGAAAAAGUGUAAAUUAAAAAAUUAGUCUGUUUGGUUUUUUUUGGAGGGGCACUGUUUUUGGGGAAGGGAGCUAAUUUUUUUUUCAAUUUUUAAAAAAUUUUUUUAUUGGAGUAUAAUUGCUUUACAAUGUUGUGUUAGUUUCUGCUGCACAGUGAAGUGAAUCAGCUAUACUCAUACACACAUCCCCUCCCUCUUGGACCUCCCUCCCCCUCACCCCCCAUCCCACCCAACUAGGCCAUCAAAGGGCACCAAGCUGAGCUCCCUGUGCUAUACAGCAGGUUAAGGGAGCUAAUUUUGAUUGUUACUUUCCUCCUCAAAAACCAUCAGUUCCUCACUGCCUACAGAAUAGCUUCAGAUUAACGAGAAAAUUGAAUUUGCGGUUAAAUAACUUGUUCAGUGUUACACAGCUAAGUCAGUGGUGAAGCUAGGAUUUGACCUUAUUUUCCUUCCUUAAUAUACCAACAAGACCUCCUAGAAGUAACUAAAAGGCCAGGAUUUAGGAUAUGGCUGCAGGAGUGGGCCUUCUGGACUCUAAAUGGGAGUCAGAUGUGAGGCCUCUUGUACAGUGUCCUGCCUCAUGUAGUUAGACCCCCGGCCAAGAAAACGGCUUGUCUUUAGCAUCCAAGUGAUGAAUACAUGCCAUUGCCCUCUGCGAACCAGGUUGUUAAGCACACACUGGAAGGGUGGUAGCACCUACAGCACCCCUGUGUCUAGCCUCAACUCUUAACCAUCACAGCCUUGUCCAGUUUGCCAAGAAACUGGCAAGAAGAGGAGAAAAGUUGAAGAGUUCUGGAAGUGGAUGGGCUUAAUACUUCAUCUUUCUUCACUCAUUUUGGCUUACUUUCUGUGUUGCUUGUUUGAUCCAAGUUUGAAGGCCAGUCUUUUUUUGUGAGAAAAGACAGAAGAAAAGCACAAAUAACUGCCUUCUUUGCAGUGGAAAAGAAAGAGGAAGAGAAAAGCUUCUCCUAAGGUGCCAUAUCCUUUUAUUAGUUAACAGAACAAAUAGGGACUCUCUAAGUCUACUGGGAAACUGUCCUCUAGUCUUAAGAAACCUAGUAUUGGUAAAUCCAAAAUUAACAUGCUAAGGAGAAGGUAUUAGCAUCUACAAAGGGCCAGAGCUAUUCCUGGAUACUUAAUAUAUCAUUUAAGUCUUAUACUUCUGUAAGAUAGUGAUAUUGUACCUAUUUUACAGGUAAUGAUACCGAAGCUAGGGAGCUUAAAUGACUUGUCUAAGAUGGACUUGAGGAAUUACCUGGAAUACAUCUUAAAAAAACAUAUAUUCUGUAGGUCUAAAGUGAGGAUUAGAAAUCUGCAUUUUAAAUAGCUGCCCUGGUAAUUCUUAGGCUCAAUAAAUAGCUUGAGAGCCACUGCUAGUGGAUAGAGAUUCACAUUUAGCCCUGGGGUAUCUUAAAGAAGCUAGGUACACUAUUACAUUCUGCUUUAGAGAUAUGAGCUCUCUGAUAAGGAAGCUGAAGUUCAUCAAUAAGUGUGGGCCCUGAAUUAAUGGGAAUCACAAGACCAAAAUAUCUUUAGAUAUUAAUAGAUUUACAAAAACCACAUCGUUGUUGAGUCACACCUGUGAAAGGCUGAGAGUUUUUGGCAUUCUUCCCUGUCCUUUGUAUGCCAGUAGUAUAAACAAAAGUAUAUUAAAUCUGUCACUUUCUCCUAAACCAUUUUGAUUAUGACUCCUCUUCCUUAUCCAAUAUUGCCUGCAUUACCUGCCUUUUGACCUUAAGGGACUGCUUUGACCAUAUCACUUCUUUAAAAUUCCAUUAAUGGUUCAUUGUUAAUUCCAGAAGUGAGUUCAAAUUUAAAGGCAUAUAAGGUCUCCUCCAUAGAUUCCUCUUUUCCCUCUUCCACUAUGAUCUCCCCCCCACCUUUUUUUUAACUGAAAUGCUUUGGUGGGCAUGUGUCUUUAAAAAUCUUAAUGCACAGUUCUGAAGCUGGAAUAUCCUACCUUCAUCUCCCAGCCUUUCAGUUAUAGUUUGUCCUUUAGGGUUCAGAACAAAUCUCACUUUCACCUUGAAGUCUUAAUCUCUUAUUCCUGGGACUCUCCCUUCUCUGAAAUCUCCUAUGGCUUAUGUUAACUUUUAUUCACUUAGUAUUUUUCAUUUAUUGCUUUUAUUGUAUUUUUUCAUGGUUGUGAUUUCUCCAGUUGUAUUGAUUAAAUACAUACAGACAUAUACUUAUGUAGAUAUGUGUGUGGGGUGUGUCCACACAUACAUAUACUCCAAGGGCCAUAGAUCAUCCUUAGCAGAUACUGAAGUAUUGGAAUUGUUUUCUUUGCCUCUGUGUGAUGGAAUUAAAGUAAUGGUAAAGA
Messenger RNA from Lagenorhynchus albirostris (white-beaked dolphin), 6351 nucleotides. It is a transcript of the gene HAUS6, whose product is annotated as HAUS augmin like complex subunit 6. The coding region runs from base 385 to 3282 and encodes 965 amino acids. Gene Ontology annotation, biological process: spindle assembly. The transcript has 17 exons. The record is from RefSeq and is a predicted model, not a curated record. Gene Ontology annotation, molecular function: microtubule binding. NCBI's taxonomy places the organism in Eukaryota, Metazoa, Chordata, Mammalia, Artiodactyla, Delphinidae. Gene Ontology annotation, cellular component: mitotic spindle microtubule; HAUS complex.